Messenger RNA from Bombyx mandarina (wild silkworm), 2046 nucleotides. RefSeq lists its product as uncharacterized. NCBI's taxonomy places the organism in Eukaryota, Metazoa, Arthropoda, Insecta, Lepidoptera, Bombycidae. The record is from RefSeq and is a predicted model, not a curated record.
AUGGUACAUCAAAACUAUGGACCUGACACAAGUCAUGAGGAACGCGCCCACCGGCGGCUCCAGAUUAUCUACGCACGGAAAACUAAGGAAAGACAAGUAUUCAUGCAAGAGCUUAAAGAAAUAAGACAAAAGAAUGACAAGCGUAUGCUCAAGAAAGUUAGAGAUUCAAUUGGACCAAUUUGGUAUCAGGUUUUGAGCGUUCCGCAGAGAAGUGCUCUAGAUACUUUAGAGUUUUCAAUUUAUCAGGACAUUUUAGAAGGGCGUCCCAUAAGAACGGCUAGAGUCAUGAAAGAGCUAGGUUUAUACCCACGUCCAAACAUAAUAAACUUAAUGAACUGUGUAUAUUUAGGGCGGAAUGAUCCAAAAGAGAUGCUAGCACAACUAUUCCUUAUGACCUACGGCCAUCCUAUCGAUGGGAAACGAGCUGUCUACAAUCUGAAUGCCCGGCUCAUGUUGUCUGGUAUACUAUAUUUAGGUCUAGAUAAUCUCAUACAAUUGCUCCGUGAAAGAUUCAAACCUGAUCCAAGUCAUAAAAAACCGGUCAAUAAGCCGAAGGCUAAAAUCGAACCUCCAUUGAAAUCACCGUAUCUUCAAAAAAUGAUAGCUGUUCUUUAUGAGCCUCCUAAAAGGAAGCCGAAGCGUCCACCUCCUUUGCCUAACUUAAAUGAUCUCAAUGAGCCUUACGAAGAAGAGCCACCGGUGCCUAAGCUACCUCCCCCUCCGCCGCCACCACCACCACCAAAAAAACGGCUAGCGCGAUCGUUUUGUGACAAAAUUGCUGGAAUCAUGAGAAUUGAGCCUCACACAUCCGUGACGGCAGUCAGUUUGAAAACAGUCGCUCGUACUAGUCAUCGUAAGCUUCGGGGUUCAAAACUAUCUGUUACUGAAGUUAAAAAGACCUAUGGCAUGAGUGGGGUUGGUAAAAGAAAAGGUGGCCGAAGAAGAAAACCUGUAGCGCCAUCUACAGGCAUGUGGAACACACAAUACGUGAUCAGCGGGGUUUGUUACAUACGUGGAAAAUCAGUUUUUGUGAUUAGUACAGUUUCCGUGCUGCCUCCAACAGGGGAUCUCAUUCACGGUGGACACAAAUACAUGGGCGGUCAAUGCGUCAACAUACAUUGUGGUUUCCGCGGGCGACCACCACCACCGAAACCUGAUCCUUGCGAUUGCGUUAAGAAAUGGCACGAUACAGUGAUCCAAUAUGUAAAAAGAACAAAAUGCUAUUGCGGUCAUCACUAUGAUUAUGGUAACGAGGGAGCUUUUCUACCUGAAGAAUUACCAUUUUUCGAAAAGCCUACACGGAAAUCGCCUUUCGUUUUUAAUUAUGACACAAUUUAUGACUUAGAUGAAAAACGACUCCUCGUUCGCAAGGAAUUCAAAAAACUUUGGGACACAGAUAGUGUGCUUCACGUUGAUGACGGUACUUUGAAAGCUAUCAAAGAUAAAAAGAAGAAAAAGUUAAAAAGGUCAUCUACUACAUGUUUGGGUGAAUCUCCGAAGCCGGAAGAUUACUUGAAAUGCGCUCUGCGGCUGAUGAAAAAAGUAAAUGUCGCUGCAAGAUUACCAGACAUACAUCUAGUUCCAGAGCUUAAGGAAUGGAUGAGGAGACGUAUUUAUGGUCCAUUAAAGGGAUACCAAAUAACAGAAACACUGCGCAAAAGCGAAUUCUAUUGGCAGCUAUUCCGUAUGUUCGCUAUGAAAGGAUACGAUCACGUUUCUCCUCCGAGAGAUGCCAUUUUCGGUGGUAAUACAAAUUGGAUGCACAAGCGAGAAUUACAACAACAAUUCGACAAAUACACUGAGAAAUUUAAGUUACAAAUGUAUCGGUCUCACGCUUACGGUACCAAUCUCAUGUGGCCGUCGAUGUGUCAGGCUCAGUUCCCAGAUAAAAAGUUUCGCGAAAUAUACUUUUCAUAUUUGUUUAAACGCAUUGAAGACUUACAACUGAUACGUCCAUACAGUUCGAAAGAAGCUGCAGAACGCAAAGAUGUGUUGGCUCGUAGGCGGUAUUGUUGUGUGCCUGCAGGUAUCGAAGCUAAAGAUUGA